Pollicipes pollicipes is the source of this 1285-nucleotide messenger RNA. RefSeq names its product protein qua-1. Gene Ontology annotation, molecular function: glycosyltransferase activity. The transcript is spliced from 5 exons. Lineage: Eukaryota; Metazoa; Arthropoda; Thecostraca; Pollicipedomorpha; Pollicipedidae. Gene Ontology annotation, cellular component: membrane. The record is from RefSeq and is a predicted model, not a curated record. The coding region runs from base 3 to 947 and encodes 314 amino acids.
CUAUGGCCGCGGAUCGACACGGGUCGGCACGGGGCGCCCUGCAGGUGGUCUGUGCACUCGGAAUAUGCGUGUUCCUAGGCCCGGCGGCGGCGCGGGUCAGGGUGGGUGGCACUAGCGGGGCACCCAGUGACCGGAGUGGACCCGAUAACCGGAGUGGACUCGGCGACCGGAGUGGACCCGAUAACCGGAGUGGACUCGGCGACCGGAGUGGACCCGGUGACCGGAGUGGACUCGGCGACCGGAGUGGACCCGGUGACCGGAGUGGACUCGGCGACCGGAGUGGACUCGGCGACCGGAGUGGACCCGAUAACCGGAGUGGACUCGGCGACCGGAGUGGACCCGGUGACCGGAGUGGGCUCGGCGACCGGAGUGGACCCGGUGACCGGAGUGGACUCGGCGACCGGAGUGGAUCCGGUGACCGGAGUGGAGUCGGUGACCUGACCCGGCGUCUGUCGCGCAUGUCAAGAUCGGCGGAGGGCGUGGGCUUCACGCGGCCGCUGGAGGAAGGUCGAAUCAUGGCCGCGUCUGUUGGAGAUGCCGCCAUGUCCAGUGGCGCCACCACAACAAAGUCAAGCAGCCCAUCGCCCUUUUCUGGCCGUCCGGCGGCCUCUGGUGAACAUCUGGCGACCUCUGAUGACCCCAUGGUGACCUCCGGCGAUAGUCUAGCGGCCCCAGGGGACUGUCUGAGCGAUGUGUUCAUCAGCGUCAAGACGUCGGGCCAGUUCCACGCCACCCGUCUGCCUCCCAUCCUGGACACGUGGUUCAGCCGCGUCCCCACUCAGACGUGGUUUUUCACGGAUCAGGAAGAUCCGGAGCUGCGGCAAAGAACGGGAGGUCAGGUGAUCAACGCCCACUGUCCGUCGUCACACGACCGAGACGCUCUCUGUUGCAAGAUGGCCGCCGAGUACGACGCCUUCAUGGCGUCCGGCAAAAAGACUUCAUUCUAGGGUCGUGGAGGUGGACGAGGCGACUAUAGGCUGCAAGGACGCUGGUCGUCAGAACGCUCCCCGCCCCGCGAUCAGGCCCAGCGGGCCCGGUCUCGGGACCACCCCAGACGGGGCGGUGCGCUGUGUAGGAACAGCCAUGUCGCGGUGCGCGCCUUCACGGUGGCUUGCCGCACGCGCGCCGGAGGAGGGAAAGCGUCUCCGAGCCACCGAGGCCGACUGCCCUCCAGCAGCGGCCAGGCGCGCCCGGCCACGCUGGCGCUGCCCGUCCGGCGCCAGUGACGGGCAGCACCAGUGCCCGGCGGUGGUCAUCAACCUAACACGACACCUGCGGGUGCACU